AACAUUUAGAGCCCGCAAAGUUUGCAAAACGUUCAAGUAUCAUGAAAUAUCACAAAAUCAUGAAACAUGUGAACCUCUUUACAAUGGCAAACAGCACCCGCAGCUCCUGGCUCCAGUAGUUGCAGUUUCACAGGAUGCCAGAGCCAUCGUUCUGGCAAUACCUCUCCGGUCAAGUGCCUGAAGAAAUUCGCACUUGGCCAGCUGAAUGUUCCUUACCGGCCUUCCACGAAGUCCAUGAUCUUCUGGAACCUCAGGGUGGGGUGAUUCCGCUGUACAUCUACUUCUUGCUGUUCUUAUGCCAGACCUUCCCCGUUUUUAUUGCUCGCCGCUUGUACACCUGGUGGCGGGGAUCGGCCAGCGAGAAAAAGCGGAAUCCCACUGCGGGCAGCAGGAAACGGAGCUUCAUUGCAUGGUUCCAGGUCUUCAUGGCAGUUUGGUAUGCAGGGAAUGUCACCUACAUCUACAUCGACAUUGCCGUGCAGUUGGCUCGGUGCACGCCAGACGUGGGCGUCGCCACUAUGUUGUUUUACUUGCUGUGCACCAUGCCUGCGUCGGAACUGAUUCGACCAGCCUCUGUGGGUUGGAUGAAGAGUUAUUUUGGAUACAUCAUUCCAUCCCUGGAAGACUUUGAACAAAGUGGCAAGAUAGAAAGACAUCCUCCGCUUCAGGCUUGUUUGCUGGGUUUGACCUUUAUUCCUAUGUUAAUGCUCCUAGGGCUAUUCACCUUGUCUGUUGCGGUGACUUUUGCUGCCUGUGUGUUUGCCUUUAUUGGGUGUGGUAUUAUCGUCAUUGCCUCCGCCUGUUUUUUUGGUUUUCAAGCAGCCGCGGUGUCAAUGUGUCGUUUGACAAAGCCACUGACUCGAUUUGUGGAAUUUGGCGCCAAGCAGACUCCCUCAUUCCUUUUUUGUCCGGCCUUGGUAUACUAUGGCAUCUUCGUGAACCUCCAAAAGGAAUUCCUUGCCAUGGCCAGUGGGUCGGAAUAUAAUGCCGGGGUUCGGAUAGCAAAUGACGAGUUAACCCUCAUCGAAGAGUUUUUCCAGGAAUUUCACUUCCACUGGAGCCCUCUGCAACUUCCAGGUCUUCCACCAGUCUAUUUCGAGUGGCCCUCCUUUGACGGCAGCGUGCCGGAUCUUCAACGGGUUCAUGACGCAGCCUUUUUGACCAUCCUUUUUCUGGAUCCUCUGCUGGCUUGGAUUGCCAAUAUGGCCGACUGGGCCUGCAGUCAUCAUCCCGUAGCGCCAGAGCCGAAGCCUAUGGAGGUGAUGAAACGAAUGGUAGGACCCAGGCAGAAAUGACCUGAUUGCCUCUG
This is a messenger RNA of Cladocopium goreaui, 1309 nucleotides long. Lineage: Eukaryota; Dinophyceae; Suessiales; Symbiodiniaceae. The record is from the annotation of a GenBank genome assembly.